This is a messenger RNA of Rhipicephalus sanguineus (brown dog tick), 1715 nucleotides long. RefSeq names its product venom metalloproteinase antarease-like TtrivMP_A. Gene Ontology annotation, molecular function: metalloendopeptidase activity. The record is from RefSeq and is a predicted model, not a curated record. Gene Ontology annotation, biological process: proteolysis. Bases 14 to 1549 code for a protein of 511 amino acids. Lineage: Eukaryota; Metazoa; Arthropoda; Arachnida; Ixodida; Ixodidae. The transcript is spliced from 14 exons.
UGUGGUAACGCUCAUGCAGUGGAUACUUGACAAGUCACUAGUUCAUCCUAUCGGCAUUAGACCAAUGGUUCCUGCUCCUUUCAUCUACAAGACAACCAAUUUUUUACAUCUCACGGCUUUCUUCUGCAGCGUACUUACACUAGUUCACAGCGAGGAAUUUGUGGAAGACGGCGUUACGGUUUAUCCAGAACUGCUCGAACAAAGAAACGAGGAUGGCGGGAGAGUUCUUGUUAUACAUGAUGGUUACUCUCUGAACUUAUCUAAGGCUUCGGUGCUUGCCGACACUCUUCUAUUGCGAGUUGCCACAGACGCCGGUGUCAUCGAAAAAUACGUUCCCGGCUCACACCACGAACGACACCUACAUCAGGACGCUGGAAAACAGGCCUCCCUUCUACUUAAACCAAUAGAAGAUGGGCAUUACCACGUAUUCGGCCUCUUGAACUUCACGCAUCGAAUAGAGCCGCUCAUCAGCCAGGGGAGGUCGUCGUCAGGUGCAACUGCGCACAGGAUAUCAAGAGUUGCGUUCAAGGUUGGAGCAUAUGACGUCGAUGACGCUCUUGAAGAUGACAUUGAGGAAACCAACAGCGACGCACUUCCCCGGAUAGAAGAGCGAGCCCUGCCUUCGUCCUUCACAAUCGAAAUAUUCACCAUCAGCGAUUCCAAACACACUUCGCACUUUGGCGGUGACAGUAACAGACACAUCGAAUACAUGAUUGUGUUCUGGCACUCGGUCAGUCUACGGUUUCAACAGCUCAAUCCUCGUGGUUUUAUCUCUCUUAUAGGCAUCGAAACGUCCACAAUCGCAACUGAACUACCGUACGUGAGCCUGCGUGGUCCUGAUAAACUUGUUUCCAACGAAACGUUACUAAAUUUCGAGCGAUGGUUCUGGAGACAGCGCCCCAUUCGUAUUGCGGACGUAGUGUUCUUGGUUACUGCGCGUGACGUGGUGCAGUUAGUUCCAGGUGGACUAAAUUCCGGCGCUGCAGGCGUCGCCUACAUUGGCCAAGCCUGCAUGACGAAAAAAGGAGCCAUCGGAGAAGACAAUGCAAGCCGAUUUUCCGGGGUCAAUGCCGCCGCUCACGAACUGGGACAUUUGUUAGGUUGCGCCCAUGACGGCUCGGGUUCCUCAAGCCACUGCCCAGCGAGUGCCGGUUUUUUGAUGAACCCAACAGACUCGGGGCUAAAUGUCCACAAGUUCUCCACUUGCAGCAACACAGCCAUCACCACUUUUCUGAUGUCGCCUCCGGCGUUUUGCCUUAAAGACACGGUCAGGCCUCUGCCUGACCGUGUGGUUCGCUUACCUGACAAUGUAAACAAGCUGCCUGGAGAAGUACUGAGCGGGGACGAUUACUGCAAGAAGUAUUUGCCUAAGUACGCUGCCGUCUCCUACGUAAAGUGGGAUUCGGACCUCACGAAAUGCAAGUUUCGCUGCAAAUUAGGAGAGAGAAGAGACGGAAGUCCAAUAUAUGCAAUCAGAUUUGCAUACGAUGGAACGCGUUGUGACAGGACUCAUCCUGAGAAGAAGUGCAAGAACGGCGCCUGUGUAUAAGAGGAAGUCAGUCUAGCGUACGACUGGCGUACGACAAUUUCCGCCGAAUGAGGAAUCACUGAGAGCGAGGACAGGCUGUACUGGCUUUAAAGGCCGGUAUGCUGGUGGCGUGUUUUGCAGUAAAGAGUGCACUAAAUUUUCGCUUCCUGUUAAGAUGCUUUUUAGC